AUGGUCGCAUUAGCCAAAAAUCAUGAAAAGGCAAGUGCUCAUAUGGUGCGCACGUAUAACAUGAAGCGAACAAGGUUUGAGGUCGAGGAAGGAUUUAACCAGCGUACGCAUCGUAAUGGUUAUAGGUGGAGUGUUCGCCUAGACGAGCGAACAUGCGAGUGUGGACGUUUCCAAGCCUUCAAGUAUCCAUGUGAUCACAUGAUUGCGGCAUGCGCUCGACAGUCCAUUAACUAUUAUGAUUUUGUUGACCCUGUGUAUAAGUUGGAGACUGUAAGGGAUGCGUAUAAAGCUGAGUGGUGGGCCCUUGGAAAUGACUUGAACAUUCCUCCAGCAGGUGAUGGCCCUCGACUUGUUCCAGACCCCACCAUGGUACGUGUUAGAGGCCGCCCAAGGUUAACUCGAAUCAGAAAUGAGAUGGACCUGACAGAGUCUCAACCGAGCCGGCGAAAUAAUGCACUUCAAAGAUGA
This is a messenger RNA of Lotus japonicus, 468 nucleotides long. RefSeq lists its product as uncharacterized. The record is from RefSeq and is a predicted model, not a curated record. NCBI's taxonomy places the organism in Eukaryota, Viridiplantae, Streptophyta, Magnoliopsida, Fabales, Fabaceae. Bases 1 to 468 code for a protein of 155 amino acids. Gene Ontology annotation, molecular function: zinc ion binding. The transcript has a single exon.